UGUACAUUUAAUUUUGUAGUUUCCUAUAAGUAGCCCUGUACCUUGAUGACAGCUUUGCAUAUAGUAGUCUUGAUUCUAGACCAGUGUUUCUCAACCCUGCUCUUGGAUGCCCUCCAGCCUUGAAUGAUUUAGAUCUCUCCCUGCCUUAACAUACCUGAUGUAGAUCAUGAAGGACUUGAUAAUGAGCUGAUUGUUUGAAUCAGGUGUGACAGAGCAGGGGGAAUCAAUGGUGACCACAACAUUCGAAAACGAGCUCUAUUUGGGAUGGCCGUGCAAUGUUCAUCGUAAUGGAAAUAAACAUCAGGGGGUACUUUUGGAUGUCUGCCACUACCAUUCACAAACGAUUUAAAUCGAAGAUCAGACGAACAGAGGCUACACUGCAAGCUGCAAAGCACUGGUUAUCCCCCAAAACAGCCAGUUUACACGUUGCUGAAAGGAGUGGCCAGAGAAUUUAAUUCAGUUAGACAAAUUAAACUGUAUUCCCUGAACGAUGGGGAACCGUUCUAAUUUUCAAAUCCACCAAGUAUACGAUUGGUUGCGCGUCACUGCUUUUUCAGGAAGCAGUACUAAAAAGCAGUACUAAAAAAUCCACAACCCGGAAGUACUCACUCAUUGCCGUUUGUCUGGAUCGGUCUGUGUACACAGGUCAACCAUGGGCAGUGUGUUGGCUGCCACACCCCCCCCUCCCACCCCGUCUCCAGGAGGUGGUGGUGUCCUGGGUGGUACUGGUUUGUUGUCAGUCCCCCCAGGGUUCUCCAUGCCUCCUGUCUCUCCAGUCCCUCCCCCCACUUCUCCCGGACAGGCAGCAGGUGAAUCGGCGAGCCCCCCUUCCAACCCUGGCACCUAUGAGGAGUGUCACCGCAAGUGCAAAGAAGUGUUCCCCAUGCAGAUGGAAGGAGUGCGACUGGUGGUGAACAAGGGCCUUAGCAAUCACUUCCAGGUCAGCCAUACCAUCACUCUCAGCUCCAUGGCUGAUUCUGGCUACCGUUUCGGUGCGACGUAUGUGGGGACUCAACAGACGGGACCUGCAGAGUCAUUCCCAGUCUUGGUGGGAGACAUGGACAACAGCGGCAGUCUAAACGCCCAGGUUAUCCACCAGCUCACCCGCACUGUGCGCUCCAAAAUAGCCAUCCAGACUCAGCACCACAAGUUUGUGAACUGGCAGUGUGACAUGGAAUACCGUGGGGGCAACUUCACCUCCGCUGUUACCCUGGGCAACCCAGACAUCCUCAUCGGCUCUGGUAUUAUCGUGGCUCACUACCUCCAGUCCAUCAGUCCUGCCUUGGCGUUGGGAGGAGAGCUGGUCUACCACCGAAGGCCUGGGGAGGAGGGCGCAGUCACCUCCCUGAUUGGUCGAUACACAGGCAGUAAUUAUGUGGCCACAUUGACAUUAGGAGGAGCUGGUGCCCAUGCAUCAUACUACCACAGAGCCAACGACCAGCUGCAGCUGGGGGUGGAGUUUGAGGGCAGCACGCAGACACGGGAGACUGCAGUAUCGUUUGGCUACCAGCUGGAUCUCGCUAAAGCCAACCUGCUCUUCAAAGGUUCGGUGGACAGUAACUUGGUGAUGGGGGCUGUUCUGGAGAAGAAGCUGCAGCCUCUGCCCCUCUCCUUGGCCUUGGGCGCUUUCCUCAACCAAAAGAAGAACACGUUUCAGUGUGGCUUCAAUGUCACUGUCGGCUAGAGUGCCGUAGACCUCCUCCAACCACACACUGGGACUGGACAUGAAUAGCAUGUAACUCAUUGAUUCAGCGAGAUACUGUAAAUUCAAGGGCAGAUGGUGGCAGAGGAUGUUACUCUGUAUCAAGGGACCUGGAUUGGACAAGCCAGACUGAGAUGGUAGAACAAGUGUAUUUCAGUUAUAGUAUACGCUCCUCUAUUUAUUGGGACAGUGAAGCAAAGGCAAACGACUUAGUGGUUAGGGGUUGUGGUCUUCUACCUCCAUUUAAAAAAAAAAAAUGGUUUAGGGGUUGUGAUCUUCUACCUUCAUAUAAAAAAAAAAAAUAUGGUUUAGGGGUUGUGAUCUUCUACCUUCAUUAAAAAAAAAAAUGGUUUAGGGGUUGUGAUCUUCUACCUUCAUUUUUAAAGAAUGGUUUAGGGGUUGUGAUCUUCUACCUUCAUUUUUUAAAGAAUGGUUUAGGGGUUGUGGUCUUCUACCUUUCUUUAAAAGUGUUCUUCAUUUACAAUAAUGGCUUGAUUUGUGAACUCAUCUUGAAUCUUAAACGCUGUGUACGUAUAAAGCCAAAUGUACAUGUUUUUGCUUUUGUAGGUACAUUUUUAGGUUUGUUAUCAGUAAAGAGGGACCACAUCAGAUGAUGCAUGUGUGAACACACUUCAUAUCAGUCCAAAAUGUGAUUUGAGUGAAUGUAUGACUAAUUGAAAAUAAAGCUAAUACUUUUGUAGCUGUC
Molecule: messenger RNA, 2408 nt
Organism: Esox lucius (northern pike)
Lineage: Eukaryota; Metazoa; Chordata; Actinopteri; Esociformes; Esocidae
Product: translocase of outer mitochondrial membrane 40 homolog (yeast)
Exons: 10
Coding region: 653-1684 (343 amino acids)
Biological process (GO): protein import into mitochondrial matrix
Cellular component (GO): mitochondrial outer membrane; mitochondrial outer membrane translocase complex
Molecular function (GO): transmembrane protein transporter activity
Source: RefSeq, a predicted model, not a curated record